UAAAUUCUCACACUCUCACUCACCUUCUCAGCAGCUCCUGGAUUCACCUCCGAGUCUCUCCGAGCCAGCUUGUGCAUGAGGUCCAUAAUGGCGCUGCCUUGGGGUUUGAUGUUACUUGUUACUUUGCAGAUUUUUACAGGAAGCACUUCAGGGACACAUGUCACCAGUUGUGAUUUGUGUCAUGAUGACGCCGUUUGCGUGAAGUCACGAGAAAGAGGCGACUCCUUCAUCAACCACGAGCUCCUUUCUUGUGUCUGUAGCAAUGGCUUUGUAGGCGAUGGUCUCGCCUGCUACAAUAUAAAGCUCUGUAGUGACUCUCCUUGCUGCAGCCAAGGCUAUCAGUGGUCAACAGAAAGGGGCUGUGUGGACAUUAACGAGUGCUCCCUCCCAGACUCACCAUGUGCGCCAACUCAGGUUUGCAGAAACACUCCAGGCUCCUUUGAAUGCCUGGAGUCUUCGUCCAGCAGCAGAUCAGGCCCCUCCCUCCACUCUGUCAGCUUCAGCUGUGGAAACGCUACUUGUCCCUCAGGCAUGGACUGCAUCGGUUUGAAUGGGACUGUGCGCUGUGUUGACCCCUGUCAGCACUACACUGGACUGAAUGAUCACUGGCGGUCAACAAAUUACACAUCGCCUCAAGACAUACACUGUGACAGAGACGUUAACUGGCAAGGCUGGUAUCGGCUGUUUCUGGGGCACACCAGUGCUCAUAUUCCAGAGAGGUGUUUGGCUGAAUACAGUUGUGGAACCCAUGCUCCUCUGUGGUUGACAGCACCUCAUCCCACACAGCCAGGUCAAAUUGUGCAGCGCAGUGUCUGUGGCUCCUGGGUCGGCGAGUGCUGCUGGAGCAGGACAAAUAACAUCCAUGUGAAGCUCUGCUAUGGAAACUACUACGUCUACAAACUUGUGGCUCCAGUCACCUGCGCCCUUGCAUACUGUGCAGAGGUGAAUGGAACAGACACUGUAGUGUCUCCGACCACACCCUAUCCAAGACCACAUACCUCUGCCAGUAAUCAGGCCAACAUGACCGCCCCAACAACACCUGCACACAACAGCUCAGCAGUUGAGGGGCAGGUCCGUCUGGUCAAUGGAAACAGCUCCUGCGCUGGUCGAGUAGAGAUCUUCCACAGUGGACAGUGGGGGACGGUGUGUGAUGAUUCAUGGGGCGUGGUUGAUGCCCAGGUGGUGUGUAGACAGCUGGGCUGUGGCCGUGUCCUGUCAGCACCAUCAUCUGCAGCCUUCGGGCCGGGCUCAGGUCCCAUCUGGAUGGAUGAUGUCAGGUGCACAGGCAGCGAAUCAAAGCUCACCCAGUGCAGCCAUCAAGGGUUUGGAUCUCACAACUGUGGUCACCACGAGGAUGCUAGUGUUGUCUGUGAAGCUCGUUCACAAGUAAGACUGGUCAACUCUACCAGCCGCUGCUCGGGCCGAGUGGAGCUCUACCAUGCUGGACAGUGGGGGACAGUGUGUGACGAUGGCUGGGACCUGAGGGAUGCCAACGUGGUGUGUAGACAGCUGAACUGUGGUCCUGCUCGUUCAGCACUAUCAAAUGCAGCUUUCGGACAGGGCACUGGACCCAUCUGGCUGGACGAUCUCACUUGUUAUGGCAACGAAUCAUCAAUAACAGACUGCAGACAUUCAGGGAUCGGGGUCCACAACUGUGCUCACUUUGAAGACGCCAGUGUCAUCUGUGAAGCUCAACCAGAAUUCAACAGCACAGUUGUCCCGCCCACACCUCCAAUACCUGACUUAAUUCCCACAACACCUGCACACAACAGCUCAGCAGUUGAGGGGCAGGUCCGUCUGGUCAAUGGAAACAGCUCCUGCGCUGGUCGCGUAGAGAUCUUCCACAGCGGACAGUGGGGGACGGUGUGUGAUGAUUCAUGGGGCCUGUCUGAUGCUCAGGUGGUGUGUAGACAGCUGGGCUGUGGCCCUGUCCUGUCAGCACAGUCAAAUGCAGCCUUCGGGCUGGGCUCGGGGCCCAUCUGGUUGGAUGAGGUCAAUUGCACAGGCAGUGAAUCAAGGCUCACCCACUGCAGACAUCAAGGGUUUGGAUCUCAUGACUGUGGUCACCAAGAGGAUGCUGGUGUUGUCUGUGAAGUUUUGCACAACAGCUCAGCAGUUGAGGGGCAGGUCCGUCUGGUCAAUGGAAAUAGCUCCUGCGCUGGUCGAGUAGAGAUCUUCCACAGUGGACAGUGGGGGACGGUGUGUGAUGAUUCAUGGGGCGUGGUUGAUGCCCAGGUGGUGUGUAGACAGCUGGGCUGUGGCCGUGUCCUAUCAGCACCAUCAUUUGCAGCCUUCGGGCCGGGCUCAGGACCCAUCUGGAUGGAUGAUGUCAGGUGCACAGGCAGCGAAUCAAAGCUCACCCAGUGCAGCCAUCAAGGGUUUGGAUCUCACAACUGUGGUCACUUCGAGGAUGCUAGUGUUGUCUGUGAAGCUCCUCCAUCGGAUCUGACUUCUCAGCUUGUUUGUGGCCAGUUUAGGUUUGGUGUAGGGCUGGACAUAACUCAUGUGACUUCCCUUGGUUUCAAUCCGUUCUCUGGCAACAUGGCUUCCAACAACUGUGGCCGGAUUAGGGUGCAUGAUAAUGUAGUGUGGUACGAAGUGGAUGCAAGAGACGGUGCCUGUGGAAACACACUGACGAUCAACAGAAUGCAUGCCAUCUACUCCAACAUUUUAUUUGUCUACCCAUUGAACAAUACAUCCUUCAGGACUCCUGUGACUGUUCCCUUCUCCUGUGCAUACCCCCUGGAGACAGAAGGCAGCCUAAAUGUGGCCAUCAGACCAUUCCUGGCGCCGGCAGAUGGACUUUCUGGCUUAGCUGCCAAAGCCCAAACCUUCAUGUACCUGUUCAACAGCUCUGACUACAGUGGCCAUUAUCCACCAGGCGAGGUCUCCCUGCCAGUGGGCUCACCGUUGUACGUAGGCUUCUAUGUGGCGUUGUUAGAUAUAAGCUUUGCAGUUGUUCUGGAGGACUGCUAUGCCACUCCCACGUCAAACCCUAAUUCCAUGCGCCAUUAUUUCAUCCAAAACAAGUGUCCCACUGACCGUCAACAGGUGUCAGUGACUGAGAAUGGCUCGUCCCUCUGGGCAUAUUUCACUGCCUUGUUGUUCCUGCCUCAGGAGCAUUACCAAAACGUUUUCCUUCAUUGCAGCGUCAGUCUGUGUAACAUGAAGCACUCCAGCUGUGCUCCGCACUGCGGAAGUAGGACGUAUCGCUCCGUUACCAACUCAGAAGUUCUGAAGCCCCUCACCAUUGGACCAAUCAUUUGGGAAUCACCUCAGCGAGCUGAGAACAUACAUUAAUGAGACAGUCACAUUACAUAUUGUCAUAUUAUUUUAUUUUUAAAUGUUUCCUCAAUACGAACGCCAUUAAAAUGGUAAAGAAACUAAUAAAAGAGAAGGUACCAAUAC
Acanthopagrus latus (yellowfin seabream) is the source of this 3408-nucleotide messenger RNA. RefSeq names its product uromodulin-like. Lineage: Eukaryota; Metazoa; Chordata; Actinopteri; Spariformes; Sparidae. The record is from RefSeq and is a predicted model, not a curated record. Gene Ontology annotation, cellular component: membrane. The coding region runs from base 76 to 3300 and encodes 1074 amino acids. Gene Ontology annotation, molecular function: calcium ion binding. The transcript has 13 exons.